Sinocyclocheilus rhinocerous is the source of this 710-nucleotide messenger RNA. RefSeq lists its product as uncharacterized. The transcript is spliced from 2 exons. The coding region runs from base 9 to 710 and encodes 233 amino acids. The record is from RefSeq and is a predicted model, not a curated record. Lineage: Eukaryota; Metazoa; Chordata; Actinopteri; Cypriniformes; Cyprinidae.
GCAGGGUGAUGGAGCGGCGUCCGCUCGAAGGUGCACCGCGACCAGGCAGCAGACCGGCGGUCCCCGACUUUGCGGAUGAGCCAAUGCCCACGGAACCCCCGGCCCCGACCUGGAUGGCGGGGUGUUUCCUGCACCAGGACGGACUUUCCCCGAGCCCCAGCAGGAUGGUAAAACUAGAGGGGAAACCAGUACAGGCCUUCUUGGAUUCCGGCAGUUCAGUCACCCUCGUGCAACCGUCCCUGGUACGACCAAGGCCCGAGCAGAAAUCCAAGUUGCCGCUGACGUGUGUGCACGGAGACACCCGCUAUGUACCGGCCCGUACAGUGCGGAUUUCAGCGGAGCCCGGGACCUGGGCCAUCGAGGUGGGCAUUGUGCCGGAUCUCCCCGUACCUCUGCUCCUGGGACGGGACUGGCCGGGGUUCCAGAAGCUCCUCCUCGGAACCAGGACGCCAGGCCGUACCGCCCGGAACGGGCCACGGCGACCCCGUCGGGGACCGCCCAGCCCAAGGCCGGCCUACCUAGCGACGGACAGCGAGAGGGAGGGUGAGUGUCAGCCCGCUAAUCUACCGUCUGUCUACCUUGAUGUGUUUUCCCACAGUGAGACCCCGGGUAGAACCACCGUCAUCGAACACGAGGUCCGCACACCACCAGGAGUCGUGGUCCGGCAGCGGGCCUACCGGAUACCGGAAGCUCGCCGGCCGCACGUGUGA